Molecule: messenger RNA, 636 nt
Organism: Cyphellophora attinorum
Lineage: Eukaryota; Fungi; Ascomycota; Eurotiomycetes; Chaetothyriales; Cyphellophoraceae
Exons: 1
Coding region: 1-636 (211 amino acids)
Source: RefSeq, a predicted model, not a curated record
AUGCCGUUCUCCUUCUCAACCCUCCACCCAACCCUCUACCCCAACCUCACCCACCCAGGCACCACCCAUUCCCUCCCAUUACUCCUCCUCCGGCUCGAAGGCACCACCCUCUUCCUCUCCAGCAUCUACCUCUACCAUCGUUUGCAGCGGUGGCAUCUCGCCUCUUCCGCUUACGCUUCCUCGCCAUCACAACCAACAACCUUGACAAAGUCAACGACAGCCACCUCCCCGUCAACAGCCCCGAAGGUAUCCGCAAGCAACCCCCUCUCCUGGACGCGCUUCGGCAUUUUGCUUCUGGCGCCCGAUCUCGGCAUGGUCGGCUUCCUCCGCGACUCCCGCUGGGGCAGCUGGAUCUACAACCUGGUGCAUUGCGAGAUCUUUCCCUUGGUCCUGGUCUCAACACUGUUGAGCGAUGUGUUGGACUUGCGCUCGUUGACUGGUGGGGAGGCCAAGCGGGACGAUGAUAUUGUUGCAGAAGGCAGCGGUGCGAGGGUACUGGGGUUGAGGAAGGGCACAUGGGCGGCAUGGAUGGGCGUGGGAAUCACGUGGCUGGCGCAUAUCGGAAUGGAUCGGAUGAUUGGAGCCGGGUUGAAGUAUGAGACGGGGUUUGGGCAUACGCAUUUGGGGGUGAUGUGA